This is a messenger RNA of Candida albicans SC5314, 1443 nucleotides long. It is a transcript of the gene GCD1, whose product is annotated as translation initiation factor eIF2B subunit gamma. Gene Ontology annotation, molecular function: translation initiation factor activity; guanyl-nucleotide exchange factor activity. Lineage: Eukaryota; Fungi; Ascomycota; Pichiomycetes; Serinales; Debaryomycetaceae. The transcript has a single exon. The record is from RefSeq and is a predicted model, not a curated record. Gene Ontology annotation, biological process: cytoplasmic translational initiation; biosynthetic process. The coding region runs from base 1 to 1443 and encodes 480 amino acids. Gene Ontology annotation, cellular component: eukaryotic translation initiation factor 2B complex; guanyl-nucleotide exchange factor complex.
AUGGAGUUCACAGCAGUUAUUGUCUGUGGUAAGGGGAAAGCUUUGACACCCUUUUCCCAAGCUCGUUCUACAGGAAUCCCGAAACCAUUAUUGCCAAUUGCAAACAAACCUAUGGUUCAAUAUGUGUUGGAUUGGUGUUUACAAGCCAAUUUUUCAAGAAUAAUCGUUCUUUUUGAAAAAGAGGACGAAUCUUCUGGUGUUCUAGAACAGACUAUAAAGAGAUAUCAAGAGGAAAAAGAGAAGACCAACACCAAUAAAAACGAAUCUCACGUUAGUAUUGAUGUUAUACCUUACAAUUGUGAAAACAAUGGAUUAAUAUUAUACAAAUUGUAUGAAUUAUACAGUGAAAACAAAGUUUCAAACAACAAUUUCAUAAUUUUACCAUGUGACUUGAUAACCAAUUUACCACCUCAAGUGAUAAUUGAAGCAUAUAGAAAUAAAAAUGAUUCAGAUUUAGGAUUGGUAAUUGCAUACAAGAAUCAAUUGGAUAUAGAAGAUAAAAAGGCGAAAAUUUUCCCUCAAAGUUAUACCAUCUAUAGUGACACUGAUGAGAAUGGGAAUGAAAGUCCAAUGUUUUUGGACACAUACAGCCAAGCAGAUAUUGAAUUUCAUCAAGCAUUAUCUAUCAGAACUCAAAUGUGUUGGAGAUACCCUGCAGCAACCGUCAGCAAUAAAUUGUUGAAUAGUGGAAUUUUUCUUGGAUCGUGCCUGCAAAUAUUCAGCGUUUUCGAUGAGCAAAAAGAUAAAUUUACUGAAUCAUAUUUUGAAAAACGUUCUUUGAUGAAAAUUGUACGUGAUUUGGCUCGAAGAUCUUGGAAGCAUGCAUUGCAUCAAGCAAGUGUUGGAUUUUUCAUUGUUCCCAAACAAGCUACUUUUUUCAGAUGUAACAAUUUGCCGGUGUUGAUGGAGGCUAAUAGAUACUUUAUGAAAAAACAAGCUAUUGCAAAAUCAGCAUCUCAAAACACACAAGCACCUAAUAAACAAGAUAAACAAUCAGGGGCACAUGUGGGAAACGAUUCCUUAGUGGGAGAAAAUACAGAACUAGGAGAAAAGACUAAUGUCAAAAGAAGUGUUAUUGGGUCGAAUUGUAAGAUUGGUAAGAAGAAUAAGAUUACAGGGUGUUUAAUUUUGGAUAAUGUUGAAAUCCACGAUGACGUGACGUUGGAAAAUUGUAUUAUUGGUCAUGAUGUUAUUAUUCAGGGUAAAUGUAAAUUGACCAAUUGUAACGUGGAAAGCACCAACGAGGUAGCUCAUAACACACAAGCCAAGAAUUCGAAUCUAUUGUGUUUGACCUUGGAAGGUCUAGUAAAUGAAGACGAUCAAUAUGGCGACGACAGCGAUGACGAAGAGGACAGUGAGGAGUACGAUAGUACUGAUGACGAAGAUGAGAGCGAGUUUGAAGAUGAGUACACAGGAAACGAAGAUGGUUUAUUUGCCUAUUAA